UUCAUCCCGGUAAUUAAAAAAUAAAAGGAAAUCAUGUUGUUGGAAACAGCGGAUCUCCAUUAUCCACUCAAAUCCAUCACCAAAUAAUCUACAAAAUCUGAAUCUGAACCAAUCAAUUUUGCGUAAAGCCACAUAUAAAACCAAUGGGAUUAGAUUUUAAAGGAAAGAAGAACCCUAUCUAUCUCUCUCUCUCUCUCUCUAAACAGAAACACCAUGUCAGCAACAGCUUUACACUCAUCUCUUUGUAUCUCUUCUUCACAAUCACAAUCACAAUCAUCUUCUCCCUCAAAUUCCCAGCAGCAACUGAGUUUCCACUUGGCUACCAAACCCAAAAGUCUUCUCCAAAAUCAUCCACUCUACCUAUCAGCCCAUGCGAAUCUCUCCCUCCAAAUCCAAGAAAAAAUCAUCUUUCUUGAAAUCAUGGGAAUUGAAUCAGGCAAGGUUUUGUCUCUUAACCCUUCUCUCCACUCAGCCCCUCUUCAUUACAUUCAUUCCAUUAUCUCAUUCCUCCGAUCCAAAGGCAUCCGCCACAAGGACUUGCCCAGAAUCUUCGGCAUGUGCCCAAAACUCCUCACCGCGAACAUCAAAACUGACAUUGACCCCGUUUUUAACUUCCUCUCACAAGACUUGAAAGUCCCAGAACACAACUUCAGGAGGGUCAUCAACAAGUGCCCAAGAUUGCUUGUUUCCAGCGUGAGAGACCAACUCAAACCGGCUUUGUUUUUUCUUCAAAGACUUGGGUUCAAGGACUUGGAAACUUUGGCUUAUCAAGACUCGAUUUUGUUAGUUUCCAGUGUAGAGAACACCUUGAUUCCCAAGCUUAAGUAUUUAGAGGGUAUUGGGUUGUCGAGGGAUGAGGCGUUGGUUAUGGUUUUGAGGUGUCCGGCGCUGUUUACUUUCAGUCUUGAAAAUAAUUAUAAGCCCAAAUAUGAGUACUUUGUUGAGGUGAUAAAGGGGGAUUUGGAAGAGUUGAAACAUUUUCCUCAGUAUUUUGCUUUUAGUUUGGAAAAGAGAAUCAAGCCUAGACACAUUGAGAGUGUGAAAAGUGGGGUGAAAUUGUCUUUGCCAGCCAUGCUUAAGAGCACCGAUGAAGAGUUCAAUGAAUUGAUAAAGCGAGGCAGUUGAUGAGUCUCCUAGUCAUAGCCAAUUGCGUCUCUGUAAACAGUAACAGAAAGCUAAUGCUAUUUUGGCUUUGUAAUUGUGAUUGCGUUUUUUUUUUUUUUUCUCGAACAAGGUAGCGUAUGUAUCAUGGCUUUGAAGCCAUCAAGUUGGCUAAUGUGGCUGUUACUUUAUGGAGAUCGAGCUGUCAAUAAAACACAUCGAGUAAUAAUCAAGAUUACCGAAUUGGCCAAUA
Molecule: messenger RNA, 1354 nt
Organism: Pistacia vera
Lineage: Eukaryota; Viridiplantae; Streptophyta; Magnoliopsida; Sapindales; Anacardiaceae
Product: transcription termination factor MTEF1, chloroplastic
Exons: 1
Coding region: 214-1125 (303 amino acids)
Biological process (GO): regulation of DNA-templated transcription
Molecular function (GO): double-stranded DNA binding
Source: RefSeq, a predicted model, not a curated record